AUGAAUGUAAUUAUAAAGUUUAAAUAGUUUUUGAAUUUCUUGAAUUUUUAAUGUAAUCUUACAUCUUUUAUAAUUAUUCUAUAAUUAUUCUAUAGAAAUAAUUAUUUACAUUUUCUAUAAUUUUAAUAUUUUUAUUGCCUAAAUGCUUCCUGUUUGUAAUAUUUUCAAAUAAAUUAAGGUAAUGAGAGAUAUUUUAAAGAUUAUUUGAUUUGCAAUAUAACCGAAGAAUCUGAAACAUAUGCAUGCUAUGGGUGUUAACAUUAUUCAUAUAAUGAAGGAAUAAAUUUAUUUUAUUCAAUUUUUGGUAAGAAAAUCUAUUAAAAGGUUGUCCAUACACUAUAAAUAAUUGUGGUUGGUGUUUCUUCAUUAGUGGGUUUAGGGGCAGAAAUGCAAAAAACCUCUAUUUUGAUGGGUUUAUUACAUUACAAUGAAUAUGAGGCAACUAAUAUAACAUAGUAUUAAUUUAAAAUAAUUAGUUAUAUUUCUAUAGCUUCUAGUUCUCUCUAUUUAAUUUACCUAAUUCUCUUUUAAGGUGACAGCAUUGACCCUUUUGAUGUUUAAGCUGUUUAAUUAUUUUUCCCUUUUAUAGUAAUUUUAACUGAUAUAGGGAAUUUUUUAAAUAGAGCUAUUUAUGAUUAAGUUAUUGUGUUACUAACAAUAAGUAUAGAAUAUAUUUGGAUUAUAUUAUUAACUUUAAAAUAUGAUAGAGCAAGAAAUCAUGAAUUAGAAUCAAAGAAAAAAGAAAUCACAAUUGAUGAUCAUUUAAUUAAUUUAAAAUAAAAAACCUAAUCUUUUUUAAGUCUAAUCCAAUAACCAAAUAAUAAAGGAAGUUCUAAAUGGUCACUAUUUUGGAUUGUAUUUUUUUAAUUGCUAUUGCAAUCAUUGCUAUUUUUUAUUCGUGGUGGAAAUCCCAUGCAGUUCAUCGAAUUCAAAUAUAAUGGCUAAGUGUAUUGGAUAAUAACAAUAGUAAUUUAUAUUUGUGGGUUUUUAAUUUCAUUUUAUCUUUACAAAAAAUAAGAAAAAGAUUAUAAAAAGCAUAUGGAUGACGAUCCAAAUUUUUAUGAGAUUAGACCUUUAAAUCAAAGCAAAUUAUUAAUUUUGAUUGGUUUGGUGUCAUUUUUUUUUAGUGGANUUACUUUAAUGAAUGUAAUUAUAAAGUUUAAAUAGUUUUUGAAUUUCUUGAAUUUUUAAUGUAAUCUUACAUCUUUUAUAAUUAUUCUAUAAUUAUUCUAUAGAAAUAAUUAUUUACAUUUUCUAUAAUUUUAAUAUUUUUAUUGCCUAAAUGCUUCCUGUUUGUAAUAUUUUCAAAUAAAUUAAGGUAAUGAGAGAUAUUUUAAAGAUUAUUUGAUUUGCAAUAUAACCGAAGAAUCUGAAACAUAUGCAUGCUAUGGGUGUUAACAUUAUUCAUAUAAUGAAGGAAUAAAUUUAUUUUAUUCAAUUUUUGGUAAGAAAAUCUAUUAAAAGGUUGUCCAUACACUAUAAAUAAUUGUGGUUGGUGUUUCUUCAUUAGUGGGUUUAGGGGCAGAAAUGCAAAAAACCUCUAUUUUGAUGGGUUUAUUACAUUACAAUGAAUAUGAGGCAACUAAUAUAACAUAGUAUUAAUUUAAAAUAAUUAGUUAUAUUUCUAUAGCUUCUAGUUCUCUCUAUUUAAUUUACCUAAUUCUCUUUUAAGGUGACAGCAUUGACCCUUUUGAUGUUUAAGCUGUUUAAUUAUUUUUCCCUUUUAUAGUAAUUUUAACUGAUAUAGGGAAUUUUUUAAAUAGAGCUAUUUAUGAUUAAGUUAUUGUGUUACUAACAAUAAGUAUAGAAUAUAUUUGGAUUAUAUUAUUAACUUUAAAAUAUGAUAGAGCAAGAAAUCAUGAAUUAGAAUCAAAGAAAAAAGAAAUCACAAUUGAUGAUCAUUUAAUUAAUUUAAAAUAAAAAACCUAAUCUUUUUUAAGUCUAAUCCAAUAACCAAAUAAUAAAGGAAGUUCUAAAUGGUCACUAUUUUGGAUUGUAUUUUUUUAAUUGCUAUUGCAAUCAUUGCUAUUUUUUAUUCGUGGUGGAAAUCCCAUGCAGUUCAUCGAAUUCAAAUAUAAUGGCUAAGUGUAUUGGAUAAUAACAAUAGUAAUUUAUAUUUGUGGGUUUUUAAUUUCAUUUUAUCUUUACAAAAAAUAAGAAAAAGAUUAUAAAAAGCAUAUGGAUGACGAUCCAAAUUUUUAUGAGAUUAGACCUUUAAAUCAAAGCAAAUUAUUAAUUUUGAUUGGUUUGGUGUCAUUUUUUUUUAGUGGAAUUAGCGCAGUAGGAGCUGGUCUUAUUUUAAUUCCUUGUUGUAUUCUAAUUAAAAGAUUUCGAAUGAGUAUAUUAAAGGCUAUUAGAACUAUGGUUUUAGUUCAAUUUCUAAUUGAUAUUUGUGUAAUACCAUAAACUAUUUAAAGUAAUUUGAUAUAAUCUAUAUUUAGAUUAUAAUUCUUUAGCAUAAAAUGAUCAAAUAUUUUAUUUGUUCAUCGGAAUCUUUUCAUUCUUCUUAACCAUUAUAUUACAUCAUUUUUUUAUUAAAUAAAAAUUCUAGCUUAAUUUGAUACUUAUUAUUAUUGGAUUAUUUACAUUUGAUUUUAUUUUAGGAAUAUAUUAAGCUAAUAUAUUUGAGAGUCCAAUAAAAAGAAAUCCUUACUUUUCAAUUUCUAUUGAUGAUUGUUCUAUGAAUUGUAAAUUUAAAUAAUGA
Messenger RNA from Paramecium sonneborni, 2704 nucleotides. The record is from the annotation of a GenBank genome assembly. NCBI's taxonomy places the organism in Eukaryota, Ciliophora, Oligohymenophorea, Peniculida, Parameciidae.